Messenger RNA from Lactuca sativa (garden lettuce), 1402 nucleotides. It is a transcript of the gene ABCI20, whose product is annotated as non-intrinsic ABC protein 9. Gene Ontology annotation, molecular function: ATP hydrolysis activity; ATP binding. The record is from RefSeq and is a predicted model, not a curated record. Lineage: Eukaryota; Viridiplantae; Streptophyta; Magnoliopsida; Asterales; Asteraceae.
AGAGUGAAAAGUCAAAACAACAUCGAUGAUCGAUGAAUAAAAGAGACCCAAAGUAGACGUGUCCACAUUUGGAACCAGAUUCUGUAGGCGAGGGGGUGUUAGCGACUCAAAGCCCUGCCACGACAAUCAGUUCCCGCUCUUCAACUCUCCACCCACCCACCGCCGGAAAGUUCUUUAUAAACUCCUACUUUCAUCACCUAUUCCUUGCGGAAUUCUUUGAUUGAAGAGCUAUAAUGGGGAUCAAUGACAAUGAGCGAAAUGAUAGUAAUCCAAUGGUGGUUAUCAAUAAGCUCAAGUUCACCUACCCAGGGAUCGACGGCCAUCCGCCUCCUGGUUCAGUUCCUCUCAUUGAAGAUUUCUCCCUCACUCUCAAUCCCGGUGAUCGUUGUCUUCUUGUCGGAUCUAAUGGCGCUGGAAAAACGACGAUACUGAAGAUACUUGGAGGGAAGCAUAUGGUGGAGCCUGAUAUGGUUAGGGUUCUUGGUAGAUCGGCGUUCCAUGACACCUCUUUGACUUCUUCCGGCGACCUAGCUUAUCUUGGUGGAGAGUGGAGAAGGGAAGUUGCUUUUGCUGGGUUUGAUGUUGCAAUACAAAUGGAUAUUUCUGCUGAGAAAAUGUUAUUUGGAGUAUCAGGGGUUGAUCCUCAAAGAAGAGCUGAACUAAUCAAGGUUUUAGAUAUUGAUCUUUCAUGGAGGAUGCACAAGGUUUCUGAUGGUCAAAGAAGAAGAGUGCAAAUAUGCAUGGGCCUUCUGAAGGAAUUUAAGGUUCUUCUUCUUGAUGAAAUUACGGUUGACCUAGAUGUGCUUGCAAGGGCUGACCUUUUGACUUUCCUAAAAAAGGAAUGUGAAGAGCGUGGUGCUACUAUCAUAUAUGCUACACAUAUAUUUGAUGGACUCGAGAAUUGGCCUUCACACAUUGUUUAUGUUGCCCAAGGGAAGCUACAAUUAGCAUUGCCUAUGGAAGAGGUCAAAAAGAUGAGUAAUUUGUCUCUAAUGAGAACGGUAGAAAAAUGGCUGAGGAAGGAGCGAGAUGAGGAGAGGAAGAGAAGGAAAGAGAGAAAAGCAAAUGGACUGCCAGAAUUCGAUAGGCGUAUUGAUGGGACCCGCGUGGUGAACAAUGGAUGGGCUGCUGGAAGGCUCAAUUCCACUGUUGCUGGUCAAGAAAACUUUGUGUAUAGUUCAAACAGGGUUAUGAGACAAUAAACACCCAAUCGAUUGAAUCUAUUAACAUAAUUCUUUCUUUAGAUGCUAAAUUGAGUAUAUGAUGCGUCAAAGGGUAUAUUUGUUAAGUUCCCUGUGUGAAAUGUAACAAUCAUAUGUGUGUGAGUAAAUUGUAUUCAAAGUAAUGGAUUACAAUAUUUUGAUUCAAUGAAAAGAAUAUAGGCUUUACUAUUAAGUUUUAA